Messenger RNA from Saccoglossus kowalevskii, 615 nucleotides. Its product is annotated as mitochondrial import inner membrane translocase subunit Tim23-like. Lineage: Eukaryota; Metazoa; Hemichordata; Enteropneusta; Harrimaniidae. Gene Ontology annotation, molecular function: transmembrane protein transporter activity. Gene Ontology annotation, biological process: protein import into mitochondrial matrix. Gene Ontology annotation, cellular component: TIM23 mitochondrial import inner membrane translocase complex. The record is from RefSeq and is a predicted model, not a curated record.
AUUUCUCUAGUGCCGGCGUAAUUUGACUAUUUUCGCGAAAUACUGGCGUUUUUUCGUGAGAUGGACAACCAGUCAUAUUCGGCAUAUGGCUCCGGAUUGCUUGGAAGUUAUGGAGCGUCCGAUCCAUCGCUGAACGUUCCAGUUACUGCUGGAUCAAGUACUUUUUCACCCUACCUCAAUAUAGACCCAAGAUUCAUCAAUCAGGGAUCUGAAUUUAUUUUACCUGAAGGACAAAAACAACAGAGAGGAAGAUUCGAAUUAGCUUUUUCACAAAUAGGAAGUUCAGUAAUGCUCGGUGCUCUUUAUGGAGGUUUAAAUGGUAUUAGAGUUGGAAGGACGGCAACAGCAGAACUAACAGGAAAAGUUAAAAUGUCACAUAUAUUUGGAUUCACAUUUGAAAAAAUUCGAGGUACAGAAGACGAAGCCAACACAGUAGGAGCCGGCACUUUGACAGGAAUUUUGUAUGGCUCAGCGGAUAACCUUGUCACCACUGCUCUAGGUUCUCAUAAAUUAGAUCCCAUUGCACAUCAUUUUUUGCCACCCGAUGAUUUGAGGCUGUUCCUGAGAAUGAAAUCUUACAUUAUAAAUACAAUAGAAUCAUUUUUGGUUAAAUGA